Messenger RNA from Peronospora farinosa, 549 nucleotides. Lineage: Eukaryota; Oomycota; Peronosporomycetes; Peronosporales; Peronosporaceae. The record is from the annotation of a GenBank genome assembly.
AUGGCAAAGUCUAAGAGCUUACCCUCAGCGGCUGAUGCCGAUGUUGUCGUCUUCUCGACGUAUCAGGGUGAGAAGCAGCUUGCAGAAUUGGUCAAACUGAUUGAUAAAGAUCUAUCAGAACCCUACUCGAUCUUUACGUAUCGUUACUUUCUCUACAAUUGGCCACAAUUAAGUAUUUUGGCAAGAGUUCAGCAUAAGCUUGUAGGUGUCAUCAUUUGCCGUCAAGAACCAGUGGGUGCGACCCCCGAAGAAACGGGAGAUGAUGGAUUAAGUGAACAGAAAGACCUAAAACGUCCAUGGAGAGGGUACAUUGCUAUGUUGGCGGUAGAAAAACAGUUUCGCCAUCGCGGUAUCGGUUCGCAACUGGCACAAAAAGCCAUCGAACGGAUGCGGGACGACGGCUGUGAGGAGGUGAUGCUGGAGACGGAGAUUGCUAACAAUAGAGCUAUUCGACUGUAUGAAAAUCUCGGCUUUGUGCGUGACGAGCGUCUAGUGAAGUACUAUUUAAACGGUGGCGAUGCGUACCGUCUGAAGCUCUGGCUGCAGUAG